Molecule: messenger RNA, 777 nt
Organism: Puma concolor (puma)
Lineage: Eukaryota; Metazoa; Chordata; Mammalia; Carnivora; Felidae
Gene: CD320
Product: CD320 molecule
Cellular component (GO): plasma membrane
Molecular function (GO): protein binding
Source: RefSeq, a predicted model, not a curated record
AUGGCGCGGGGCGGAGCCCGGCGGACAGCGGCCCUGGGCCUGGUGCUGCGGCUGCUGCUCGGCUUCGGACUGGGCCUGGAGGCCGCGCCGACCCCAGUCCCGAUCCCGUUCUUGGCCCACAGCCCAGGCUCGUGCCCGCCCACCAAUUUCCAGUGCCGCACCAGUGGCUUCUGCGUGCCCCUCCCUCUGCGUUGCGACGGCGACAAGGACUGUCCGGAUGGCAGCGAUGAGGAGGAGUGUGGCAUCAAGCCUUGCGCCCGGGACGGACAGUGCCUGCCGCCCACUGGCAGCCCCUGCCCCUGUGACAGCAUCGACGACUGCCCAGAUGGCCUCGACCACACCGUUCACAACUGCAGUCACCAGCCCUGCCCGGCCGGGGAGCUUCGCUGCCUGUGGGGCGGUGCCUGCAUCCCCCGCACCUGGCUCUGCGACGGCCAUCCCGACUGCCCUGCCUCCAGCGACGAGCUUGGCUGUGGAACCGAGACGCCCCAGGAAGGGAAUGCCACAGCCAUGGGGACCCCUGUGGCCCCGGGCACUGUCACCGAUCUUGGGAAUGCCACCGCCACCUCGUUUGGGGACCAGGACUCAGUCCAGUCUGGAAACCGAAGUGCUUGUGGGGUUAUUGCCGCAGCCGUGGUGCUGAGCGCAGGUCUGGCUGCCAUCUCCCUGUUCGUGUUGUCCCGGCUCUGGGCCCGGGGGCGCCUGAACCAGCUAGGGCUGCUGAUGGUCGUGAAGGAGUCCCUGCUGCUGUCGGAGAGGAAGAGCUCGCUGCUCUGA